AAAGAACUCUUCAUCUCUCCAGGUAUGAGUAAACGAAAUGAAACGGAUGGAUUGUUUCCACUGACCAUGCUGCAGGCCUCAAAGCCGAAAUUAUUGACUCUCCAAGUCCUCAGCCCGGUCCGGAUCAAGUCCUCAUCCGUAUCGUCGCAGCAGGGCUCAAUCCAAAGGACUGGAAGGCAGCUGAAAUACUAGGCCUUGCCUUGAAUCCUGGAGAUGACAUGGCAGGAACUGUAGAGGCAGUCGGUGCCAACGUCUACGAGUUCAAAGUAGGCGACCGUGUCGCUGCUUACCACGAGAGUUUUGAACCUCACGGAACUUAUUCCGAAUUAUCCAUUGCCCCUUCCCAUUCUGUUUUUCACAUCGGUGAAAAAACUGCUUUCGAAGACGCUGCUGCGGUCCCCUUGGUGGCUGCCACUGCCGCAGUAGGCCUGUUCAGUCGACUCCGCUUGCCACCUCCCUGGGAUGUCACGCCAGAUGCAGCUGCACGUGGACCAUUGCUUAUAUAUGGUGCAGGAGGCGCUGUGGGGGCGUACGCAGUUCAGUUUGCUGUAAAAGCCAGGUUACAUCCCAUCAUUGCUAUCGCAGGCCGGUCAAAAGACUACGUGUCUACUCUUAUCAUGCCGUCCGAAGGUGAUUGCGUUUUUGACUAUCGCCAGGGCGUAGAUGCUGUGGCUGCACAAGUGCGGGAAGCCAUAGGGAGCAAGGCAAUCUACCACGCUUUUGAUUGCAUUUCCAUGCCCGGUACCGAUGAAUUCAUUGGACGCCUGAUCAAAGCAGACGAGCCAAGCAAAUGUUCAGUUGCUACGGUCUUACCUCGCGCAGCGGGUGGGGUCAGCGCUAUGAAAGUCCCAAGCUCUUUGGAGCUUCCUCCAAUGAAUAGCAUUCCCGACGGUGUUGAGGUUAACUGGACCUUUGUUGGUGCAGUUCACAAGAAUGAGAAGGAAUUUGGGUAUGUGUUCUUUCGGUAUAUAGGAAGGGGUCUCCAAGAUGGCUGGUUGAAGCCUGUGCCACGAGAAAUUGUCGCUCAAGGCCUGGACGGAGUCACCGAUGCUUUGCGGAAGAUGAUGAAUGGAGAGCAUAGUGCUACCAAGUACGUAGUUCGUAUUGCCGAUACAGCGAGUGUUGGGAGUGGAUAAGAAACAGUUUAUCUAUGCAUUGCACAGUUCGAAGGGCGAAGCGAAUGGUGGGAGCCCCUGGCGUGAGUUCAGAAGGGCAUCGAACGUCUUGACUCCGUUUCUUUGGAUGGUAUGCAUGUCGGGGCCGGUGUUAUUGAUAAUGUCCUCAACUUUCCCUUAGUGUCGCACGCGUUGAUUUAAAGUAGUCUUCAUCUGCUAGGCAACGCUUAUAACUUAAAAGCCGACUUUGUAUACGGCCUAGAGAUAUUUAUAAAUUCUAGUCUAGUAGCGUGAUUUUUCUUUAUUAGAUUUGUUAAGAUGCUGUGCAAGCCCUCCGACGCC
Messenger RNA from Alternaria rosae, 1457 nucleotides. RefSeq names its product alcohol dehydrogenase-like protein. Bases 219 to 1136 code for a protein of 305 amino acids. The transcript has a single exon. The record is from RefSeq and is a predicted model, not a curated record. Gene Ontology annotation, molecular function: oxidoreductase activity, acting on NAD(P)H. NCBI's taxonomy places the organism in Eukaryota, Fungi, Ascomycota, Dothideomycetes, Pleosporales, Pleosporaceae.